Molecule: messenger RNA, 5777 nt
Organism: Liolophura sinensis
Lineage: Eukaryota; Metazoa; Mollusca; Polyplacophora; Chitonida; Chitonidae
Exons: 13
Coding region: 208-1302 (364 amino acids)
Biological process (GO): protein transport
Cellular component (GO): cytoplasm
Source: RefSeq, a predicted model, not a curated record
GAAAUAAAAACAAACUGUUGGACUCGAGAUGAACAGAUAUGAUUUCUCCGUGCUGAGUUACCGAGUGUAAAGUUUAUGAGAAGUAGGAAGUUAAUAGGUGCAGACUGACAACAGUCAUCGGGAUGUAAAUUCUGGAGUAGAAAGAUCUGAUGGAAAGUCAGCUCUGAGUGAUAAUUCCCCAACCUGAAAUAAUGCUGUGUCCGUGAGAUGAACCAUAUCGUGGUCAGAACCAAUGCAGGAGAAUAUCACCCGGGGGAUACUGUGUAUGGGGCUGUAUACCUGAAUAUUGUGAAUCCAACAGCGGGAUGUGGUGUGCGGCUCAAGUUUCGUGGCUAUGAAUACUUUGCUUACGGCCUUGGGCAUGGAAAAGGCAAUGAUUUCCCAUUAUUCUCUGACAAGAAGGACUACAUAGACUGCAACGACAUCAUUCUGUACAAAAAUGCGUCUCCACUCUCUCUAGGCAGCUAUGUUUUCCCGUUUCAGUUUUCCUUGCUUCAUGAAAUUCCAGGUUCCUUCAAUGCUGAUGGUGGAGAGGAUGUACGAUGGGAAGCUCUGGUGGAGUACUGGGUACAGACAGAGCUGAUUGGGGCAGAGAGUGUACAGGCCAAGCAAUCAUUAAUAGUAUAUCAGAAAACACCCAACCUUCAACAGGCUCAGGUGGCACAUCACAAAGUCAAGUGUUGGUUUGGAUUGUCACAGAAAAACUUCAGUCUCACAGCAAGAUUGUUGGAUCCAGUUCACAAGUGCUUAGGUUAUGCAAACUUAAGACUACUUAUUGCCAAUCAGUCCUCAGAGAAUGUGGUGUCUCUAACUAUCAAACUUAAUCGUGAACUGUUACUCUGUACCAAGUAUUCCUCCACAACCCCCCUCCUGAAUGACCCUAACAUAGUGAGGAUGGACCGUAAGUUGUGGAUCCAACCUGAACAGGAGAGCCUCACCAUCUGGGAACAUUCCAUCUGUGAAGACCAUGGCGGCAUACUCAACAGGGGGAUGGAUAAAAUUCGUAUUCCACUUUUCACAAACAACAGAGAAGCUAUCCCACCCACAACACAUGGAGCCCAUGUACAGUGUCGGUACAAGGUUGUGGCCACAGUGCAACUACAGAAUGGCCAGUCUUGCAGUGUCACAGUACCUGUCAACAGUAUUCUACCUGUGGGUAAUAGAGAUUGGAAGUUCUCUGAGUUACCAGAAUGGAUCAACAACAAGCUGACAGUCAUGGCCACCCUUCCUCCCUUCUGUGUCCAGUCUCACAUUCUCUAUGGGGAACCUUUUUCUGGACUACCGCCAUUCCAGCAACUCUAGACUAUGGUAAUAUCUGUGAAAAUGAAAUGAUUUCAUCCAUGUGUAUAAACACAUGGAUCUCAGUUUUUGAUCAUUUUUGGCCAAAACUGUUUCAUCAUGCUUCAUACUACCUAAACCUGACAUUUUUGUAACUUUGGGACCAAGUUCUUCCAUUCUUCCAAUGAACUUCUUACAUCACUGAUCACUCAUCCUCAUAAAUUUACAGGCAUCUUGCUUUCUGUGCAGAACACAUUUCUCUUUUAGUUACUUAGAAUGUUGAUGUAUGUAUAUAAGAAAAGUAUUGUUCUUUCUUGUGAAUACAAUAGAGCUGGCAUGGAAACAAUCAAUGGAACUGUAUCUAAUUACAGCAAAUUGCAAUUGCAGUGAAGUGUCAAGGUGAUGAGAACUGUUACUCCAGGUGCAAAUGAAGCACAGGUGUGUGUAGAGCUAGCCUCUUUGAUAUCUGGUUGGAGUACAAAAUGUUGCUUUUGUUGUAAUGACUACUUUUACCUGAGCUGCAGAUUUGGCUGAUGUCUGGUAUUAUUGAGGACGUCAUAUGAUUUAGUGUAAUUAAUUUAUGCAAAUAAUAAGGUGUCAUCGAGUACCAAUUCAGAACAUAUCCACAUGUCUUUAAUACAUGUGAUUGUGAAAAUUUCUAGCUCUAGGUAUUUUAAAUUUACACUAGCAUUACAUGUAAUUCACAUUAUGUUUACCAUAUCAUAAUAUUACAUUUUUAGAAAUUUACAGUCUGUUUUCUUUUUGAUACACGAUACAUCUUUCUGUACACAAUGUUUUCCUUAUAAAAACACGUCAUCACUUAUACCAGUGUUGUAAAGGAUGAUUAGUUUGAGAUAUAUGCAUGUAGCUUGUUAGAACAUGGGCUUACGGCCUUCAGGAAGCCAUAGGAAUAGAAAUGUUGGCAUUACUCCCUACUCUUAAUUUCCUUCCUGAUCUUAAAUCAUGGUGGGUGAGAAAGGUUUUGUCUUUGUAAGUUUUGGUAUUCAAGAGUCAAACAGUUGAAGAGACUUUUACUUUUCACAGUCUUGUGUAAAAUGGGGACAAAUCAAUGCCAAUAAAAUGGAUGUUAAAUGUUCCUUUCCCCAGCUCACAAGGAUGACAUCACACAGUACAGGUUUACAGAACUGAUACAUUGUAGACAUAUUGUAGACAUUGCUCAACAAUUCAUAUCUGAGGCAACAGCUCAUGGUCCUGCUUCACUCUAGGACCACCACUUGGGAUUAAGAAAUGUGACACCUUCCCAUUAAGCAGUGAUUAAGGAAAAAGUGAAAUCAUGAAAAUAUUUUUGGACAUACAUACACAUCAUACAAUACCAAUUAUAUACUCAUACUUCUGUUCAUUGCAAUUUCACUUGUCAGUGUCAAAUUUUUCAACUGUUUGAUAAAUUUCAUAGCCUUCACACCCUUCCCUUUUCUCUGCCACCCAACCCUGCCCCAUUUGUAUUAAAUGUCUGCUUCUAGUGCCCUAAGGCUUAAAUUAAGCUUUGCUCUCCAAAGUUGGAUAAUGUGUAUAAAUUUCCCAGUAAAUAAACUUUUUGCAGCAAACAAUGUUCUUGAUGAAACGUUGGACUCUUUUGGCAAGCUUUUAAUCUUUUUUACAGAAACAUUUUGUUAUGAUUUGAACGGAUUCAUUUGUCAUUUGUUUAUAAGCACUUUUCUUGUGAUCAUCUGUUGUUUUGUACUUAUUUAACAUUUUGAUAUUUGGCGUAGAUUGGAAUAGUUGUACAUAUAAUUAUGUUGAUACCGAUGUAACCUUAAUUUGUAGAAUUUAUCUAUUGUCGUUGAAAUACCAUUUUUUGUAGUCUGGUGUGAUUUUGAGCUUUGUGUAAAUUAUGAUUUCAAGAUUUGAUUUGAUUUAAUUUUAUGAACUUUUGAGAUUUGGAUAAAUUAUCCUUGUAUUAUUUUGAACAUAACAGUACUCAGACAACAUGUACCACCUGAAGACUAAAAAAAGACUUGAAUGAAAGUUAUUGACUCCCUCCUAAAAGUUAGAUUGAAGCUGCAAACUGUAUGUAAGGUUGAAACUGUAUCAUUAGCUGUUAGUUCUUUCUCAUGCAUAUCUGGGCCAAUGACCUCUGCCGAGCUGAAGGUCACAUGAAGUUGUUUCACAUUAGAAAGAAUUAGGGAAGACGUUGAGUGUCACAACCCUUCAUGUGCAUUUCAGACUGGUGCGCCAUUCUUCAGGACUGAAAAACUAUGGUUACAAAACCAUGUGUACUGUUUGGAGGUCUGAUAAAAACAUCACUGUGUCCUGCUCAGACAGAUUUGGUGGGUUGAAAUGUCAUGAAUUGUUAUCUUUUCUCUUAAAACCUUCUGGAGUCAGUCAGAUCAUUUCUGUGAUUGUUCAUUUAGGAGAGGUCCUGAAUUCUGAUCUUUUCCCUUAUAAAGUUCUGGAAACACUAAGGCGUCACUAUAAUUGUUCAAUUGUCAGAGGUUCUGAAUUCUGAGCAUUCUCCUUGUGAAGUUCUGGACACACUAAGGCAUCACUAUGAUUGUUCAGUUAGGAGAGGUCCUGAGUUCUCAGUUCUGCUUUUUUCCCUUAUACAGUUCUGGAGACACCAAAGCAUUACUAUGAUUCACUGAUAGGCAGAGGUCCUGAAUUGUGAGCUUUUCCCUUAUAAAGUUCAUAAAGGCAUCACUGUAAUUGUUCAGUCAGCUCAGCUACAGCAGUAUAUGUGACUUAUAGGUAUAUGACUUCUGGACAGUGAUAUGAUGUGAUGUGAAUAUUUUGUGGCAUUUGUAAUGGGAUUGUGAUGUAAAAUUUAACUGCUGCAGCAAUGUUUGGUGGAUGUAUAAUGCUGCAAGACUUAUUGUCACACUUUUCAUGUAUGAUUUUUAUUUACUCUACACAAUUUAAGUGUUUACUUUUGCUUCCAUACCUUUUGGGGACAAGGCUUUGCUAAGGGUGGGUUGAGGCUGGAUAAAUCUAGUGUUCUUCAGCAUUCAGUAAAGGGAAGUAAAUGUUGCGACCAAUGGAACUUCACAGACUAUCAUCUGUUUGAAUGCAAAAGCAGUAUAGGGCCUAAAAUUAUUCUUACCUGAGCUCUUAUUCAAUGAUAGUGAGGACUGGAUGGUUUCAUGAGUGACAAGUGUUGAUGUGUUUUGAACUCCAUCAUGUAUGCAAGAUAAAGUCUUAGGUUCUCAGAUCACUCACUCAGGUGUAAAACAGUUCCUUAUUGGUAUAUAAAUGGUGUAGUCAUUUUUGCCUUCUGUUAUAUUUAUAUAUAAAUAUAUAUUUGUACAGUGUACCUGUGCUCAAGAUUCUAGAUUGGAUGUGUGGGGAAGCUGCUAUGGCAGACAGUGUUGCAAAUAACAGUCUAUACCUAUAUACCAGUAUAUACUAUUUAAAAGUCAAAUUGAGGGUAUUCUAUAUAAAUGAACAACAGCUGUUAAUGAAUUCAGUAUCUUUAAUAACAUAAACAGAUUAUAAGUAAUGCUGACCGAGACAUCUGAUUUACAAAACAAUUUAUCAACAACUUUUAGUGGUGAUUUACUGAUUGAAAUGUAUGGGAACUGAUUGACAUGUUUGAAUGCAAAUUUUCAAACACACAGGAAUCUUAUUUAGUUACAUGUUAUGCAAAAAGCCUGCACAGUAUUGGUAUUGUCUUGACUAUUAUCAUGACACUUAUGAACUGUAUUCUUGAGUCAUUACGAAGCGAUCUUAAACUUAUUAAAGCCGAAAUUUCAGAUCAUUUUAAAAUUGUUAUUUCUGAUGUAACAAGGUCAUAAUAUUACUUGACAACGUGAAUUCUAGAUAAUUUAUUCUACAACCAAUUACAGUAAAAAUAACAGAAAUGAAUAUACCAAAUAUAAUGAUUAAAAUUUUAACUUAAGUGUAAGAUCGCUUAGUAACCUUGGGAUCAGUGCUGCCUAUAACUGAAAUGUACUCUACUUUUUUAAUACUAUAGUUACAUGCAUGACAAUGUGGUGUAUUUGAAUUGGGUGUUCACUGCACUGUAUGUAAUAGGUAAGUUUUUACCACCUCAGUAUGCUAAUUCAUAUUUUCUGGUCAUAAUAAUUAACAGAUUCUGGUGAAAUGAGAUACAUUUGAAGUCUUACAGCAGCUUGUACAGAUUGAUUAUGUAAUGUGUAAAUGUGCUCAUUCUUGUCCCAAUACAAAUAUAUGGACAUUCCGAAUACAUUUAAAGCACUAGUGUUGAUAAAUCAGUUUGUAGGGCCUGCAGUUUUCUAUGUGUACAGUUGUUUUAGUUAAACAGUUAUAUUGUUACAAUGUAAAUUUUUUAUAGGGGUUAUUCAAAUAUAUUAUUCACUGUAUUGAGACAAAAUAAUAGAGAAUUUGUAAAUUUCUAUUUCUGCUGAUGACAGAAUGCUUAUCUAGAAUUUCCUGUGUACAGAAGUUCUAAUUUGAAUUAUUUUGAUUCUCUAAGUAUAGGAGCUAUUUUACAGGGCACAGUCUCUGUACCUUCACCUUGUUUUCGCAAAUAAAGAAAUGGGAGAAAUAAAUAGAACAACGGUAGU